CCCCCCUUCUAAGAAAUUCAGUACAGAACAUCAUCACUCGUAUCACAAUGGCAGACCCAGCCCAGCAAGCUCGCAUCCAGAACGCCAAAGAACAACUCAAGGCUGCGUAUAACUACGCAGUCAGCGCCAAAGAAAGUGCCGAGUCCGAUUUCAAGCAAGCGCAAGAUGCUGGUAUCGCUGAUGGCCAGGACUUCAAGAACUGGGCUGUUCAAAAUGCGCCUGCCUACCUCGUAGCUCUACAACAGUACCAAGCCGCAAAGGCUGGAUACGACGCAGCACUUCAAAACGGCGACAACGAAGCUUUCAUUGCUUGGGAUAAGAAGUACAAAGAGGCAUUUUUGGCGAAUCCUGCAAAGCCCGAUUACGAUGCUCUUGUUGAGCCUUGAUCCAUAGGAUAGAUACAGCAAUGUCAUGGUGCUAUUCCGGAUAGCAAGUAACCCGCGUGAAAUCGCUGUUUGAAUGCCUGUAUACUACGUAUACAUGAAUAUUGUCAAGAAACACUCUAAUAGUUAAAUUUCUAUCAAUAUUAAGGAAGUUUUGUA
Molecule: messenger RNA, 542 nt
Organism: Fusarium oxysporum Fo47
Lineage: Eukaryota; Fungi; Ascomycota; Sordariomycetes; Hypocreales; Nectriaceae
Exons: 2
Coding region: 48-386 (112 amino acids)
Source: RefSeq, a predicted model, not a curated record